AUGGGAAAUCUGAACACGCCCAACAUCGGAGAAGGUACCACCGACACACCUCCUGCAUCUGGGGUAGCUGGGGCAACACGGGAAGGGACCGAGAAUCCUCAAAUCCAUGAUCUGGAGGAGAGUGAUUCCGAGCCAGAACCCGGGAAGGAAGAACCCAAGAAAGCAGCAACCGAAUCCUCCAUAACCGCCUACCUAGAGCAGAUGUUCUCUAGGAGGAGCAACCCAGAUUCCUACGCGGAUACCCCUUUUGCGGAAGAGAUUGCCUCGGUUGAGAUGCCUAGAAAGUUCUCCUUCCCCAGCAUCAAGAUGUAUGACGGUACUGGCGACCCCGACAAUCACAUCGCGCAGUACAAGCAAAGGAUGUUGGCGGUUGCACUCCCUAACGAGUCCCGUGAAGCCACGAUGUGCAAAGGGUUCGGUUCCACUAUGAUCGGACCUGCCUUGCAAUGGUACAUCAAUCUCCCUACCAGGUCCAUAUCUUCCUUCGCAGGCCUGAGCGACAAAUUCGUGGAGCAAUUCGCAAGCAGUAGGAGCCUGGAGAAGACUUCAGAUGGUCUCUACGAGAUCCUCCAGCAUCGAGUGGAACCCCUGCGAGACUACAUAGCCCGCUUCAAUCAGGAGAAAGUGGCGGUCCCCGAAUGCAGCAUCCCUACUGCGAUCUCUGCCUUCAAGAGAGGCCUACUUCGAGAUGGGCGGCUAUACAAAGAGCUGACCAUGUAUCCUUGCAAGACCAUGGAAGAUGCGUUGUCCCGAGCCUGGGCGCAGGUGAAGUGGGAGGAAGAUGUCGCUAGCCGUGCCAAGGCUCAGCCAAAGCAGGACCAAAGGUCAGCCCGAUCAGAUCGAGGAGACCGAGAUGAAAGAUCCUCCCAAAGGGGAUCCAAGGACUCUUGUAGUAGAAACAUGGGCAUGUUCCAGUAUCGGCCGCAAGAGAAGGAAGAAGGGAUGUCGGUAUCUGCCUGGCCCGAUAUCUCCCAUCUCUCAAUAUCAACACCAGAGCUAGUCAACGCACUGAGACAGAUGGGGCAACAGGUUAAGUGGCCUCCGAAGAUGAAAGCACUUGACUCGUUCCGGAACCGGGACUUUGGUAAAGCCAAGGCCCACCUCAGCAAAGAGACAGCAGGGAAAUUCAAAGGAGCUGCACCAGCCUCACCACCUCGCCAAGAUCGGGUGAUCCAUGUCAUAUCCAGAGGCUCAGAAGUAAGCGGAGUAAGCCACGCAGCCGCAAAGAAAAGCACCCGUAACGCUAAGCAUGGUCUGGGAACGACCCAACCGAAGCGCCUACUUCUAGGCACCGACGAGAUAAGCUUCACAGCUAAGGAGCAAGAGAAGAUCCUGGCUCCCCACCAUGAUGCUCUAGUUAUCUCUCUCACCGUAGCAAACUGCUGGGUGAAAAGAAUACUAGUAGACAACGGCAGCUCCAGCAACAUCAUCUUCCAGACGGCGUACCAAGAUCUAGGGCUGGAGGAGAGCACCCUGAUGCGCAAGGUAACCCCACUCAUCGGGUUCAGCGGCGAGGUCAAGCAAACCGCCGGAGAGGUUAUCCUCCCAGUAUACGCUGAAGGGGUCAACAUGUCUACCAAAUUCCUGGUCGUAGAUUGCCAAUCGGCAUAUAACAUGAUCUUGGGACGACCCUGGAUUCAUGACAUGGGAGCAGUCCCUUCAACCCUUCAUCAGAUGGUGAAGUUCCCUACACCCUGGGGCAUCAGAAUAAUUAGGGGAGACCAGGAGAACUCUCGAUCCUGCUACCAAACCACCCUGAAGUGGAAGACCAAGGCGGACCCUGAAUCAUUCCAAGAACCCAAGGGAUCCCCAGAGUACCUAUGUCGACCGCUCCGCAUCGUCUCCUCCGAAGCCCUUCAAAGUUGCAUCUGCUCGCAAGACCUGGUCCUCGCAGGACCCUCGUCCCCCGCCUUACAUAGACAAUAUCACCGAGAACUUUAUCAGAUAUCAGCUAGUGGUCUCGCGGAUAAACAAGUGGGGCACGAGUACUCCAAGGAAACCUCCUCAGAGGGUACAUCUGGCGGAUCUGGAGCAAAGGGCGCCUCGCAGACGCAGGAUGGAGACACUUAG
Molecule: messenger RNA, 2070 nt
Organism: Brassica napus (rape)
Lineage: Eukaryota; Viridiplantae; Streptophyta; Magnoliopsida; Brassicales; Brassicaceae
Exons: 4
Coding region: 1-2070 (689 amino acids)
Source: RefSeq, a predicted model, not a curated record